AGUAGUUUUCAGGGCGCAUUCCCCGGCAGCAAUGUGGAGGGAAAGGGCGAGCACGUCCAGCUGAACGCCUUUAAACUCUCCUUUCACUUUCACACUUUCGAAAGUUUUGUGUCGAUUCGGGAAAACGGAGAAUCCACGCGUCCGUGGAGGGAAGCGGGAGAGUUAGAAGUGAAAACUGCAGCCACGCCGUCUCGUGUUGUUUUCUUCUUCUUUUUUUUUUUCUGACUCGACCUAUUGUUUUCUCACACAUGGAUAUUAGGAGAUGAAAUCGGACGUGCUUCUUGUUCUCGAGUAACCCACACGGUGGCUUGGACUGUAGUUUAUGUGGUCCCCGGGCUCUGUGGGAGGAGAGAGAGUCCCAUUCCUCAGCAGCACAACAAGGAGACACACACAGGGGCCACAAGUUGUCCACAAGCUGCGGAGGAGCACAAACUUUGCCAACUCUGCGCAUCCGGCCACCGACGCCAAACAUUCAUCGAUAUUUUCUAUCAGCGUCUGUGUUGCAACUUCAACUGUGGAUUAUGAUCGCCAUGGAGCGAGGAGCCCCGACCAGAGGAUGAAAACGGAGCUUUGAAUCAUGAACUGCUACUUGUAGUUAGUUUACUACUCCGGAGACGCAUUUGGACUACACUGAUCCUAUCAAAAACGCAGUUUCGUCCUGCGAUUGUUCUCCCUCUUAUUGGUGUUAAAUAUUCUGCAAAAAAUGCCUCAGCUGAACGGAGGCGGUGGGGAUGAUUUGGGGGCGAAUGAUGAGAUGAUUUCUUUCAAAGACGAAGGAGAGCAGGAGGAAAAGAUAUCCGAAAAUGUGUCAGCGGAAAGGGAUUUGGAUGAUGUGAAAUCCUCGUUAGUGAACGAGUCGGAAAACAACAGCAGCUCGUCAGACUCAGAGCAGGCAGAGCGGCGCCCCCGAGCCAGACCAGACUCAGAAAGUUAUGAGAAAACAAGAGACUACUUCAGCGAAGCACUGAGAAGGCAGCAAGAUGGAGGCUUUUUUAAGAGUCCUCACUAUCCUGGCUACCCGUUUCUCAUGAUCUCAGACCUCACCAACCCCUACCUAUCCAACGGGUCUCUUUCCCCCAGUGCAAGAACAUACCUACAGAUGAAAUGGCCUCUUUUGGACGUCCCUGGAUCUGCAGGACUCAAAGACUCUCGUUCUCCAACACCAGGACAUUUGUCCAAUAAAGUCCCUGUGGUGCAGCACGCCCACCACGUUCACCCGCUGACACCCCUCAUCACCUACAGCAAUGAACACUUCUCCCCAGGCACGCCACCGUCACACCUCUCUCCUGAGAUCCUCGACCCAAAGACAGGUAUUCCUCGAACACCUCAUCCAUCAGAGCUCUCUCCGUACUACCCGCUGUCUCCUGGUGCUGUUGGCUCCAUCGCACACCCUCUGGGCUGGCUCAUGCCACAGCAGGGUCAGCACAUGUACUCCAUCCCUCCAGGGGGAUUCCGUCACCCUUAUCCAGCACUAGCGAUGAAUGCAUCCAUGUCCAGUUUGGUGUCCAGCCGUUUCUCCCCUCAUAUGGUGACCCCGCCUCCUCACAGCCUCCACCAGACUGGCAUUCCUCAUCCUGCCAUCGUUUCCCCUGCUAUCAAACAGGAGCCAAGCAGUGACAACAUCAGCCCGUCAAUGCAUGCCAGGAAAUCCCCCAUUCCUUCCAAGAAAGAAGAGGACAAAAAGCCUCAUAUCAAGAAACCUCUGAAUGCUUUCAUGCUGUAUAUGAAGGAGAUGAGAGCCAAAGUAGUGGCAGAGUGCACUCUGAAAGAGAGCGCCGCCAUCAACCAGAUCCUAGGAAGACGGUGGCAUUCCCUGUCAAGAGAGGAACAAGCCAAAUACUACGAGCUGGCCAGAAAGGAGCGGCAACUUCACUCCCAGCUCUACCCAGGAUGGUCAGCACGAGAUAACUAUGGAAAGAGGAAAAAGAGGAAGAGAGAGAAUAAACCUGACUCAAAACCAGAAGACUUCUCCAUAAGGAGCAAGAAGCAGUGUGUGCAGUACCUGCCCUCGGAGAAGAUGUGCGACAGCCCCGCCUCGUCUCACGGCAGCAUGCUGGACUCCCCGGCCACUCCCUCAGCAGCCCUGGCCUCCCCUGCCGCUCCCGCCGCCACCCACUCCGAGCAGGCCCAGCCGCUGUCGCUCACCACCAAACCGGAGGGACGCAUGCACCACCACUUCUCCCUACCUGGGAAAGCUCCUGGAUCCACGUCCUCUUCCUCCUCCUCCUCUUCCUCCUCCUCCCAACCCGCCAUCUCCAUCCCCAUUGGUACUUCAGGUAGCCAGUCGACUACACCCAUCCUCACCCGGCCGAUCCCCUUCACCUCCCUGCACCCCUCCAUGCUCUCCCCGCCUUCCCCCUUCCAUCAAGCAGCCCUUCACUCCCAUCAUGCCUUGUUCCAGUCGCAGCCGCUUUCUCUGGUUACUAAACCAACUGAAUGAAUCCGAAAAAGGCAAUUUUUCUCUCAUUUAUUGUGCUGUAUAUUGCUUUUCUUUUAAAUAGGUAUUAGAACAAGUUUUUUUUUCUAAAUAAUGAAAAGGAAGAAAUAUUAUUGGUCAAUAUUUGACCGUCUCCUUUUCUACAUCUCUCAAUGAAAAACAAAAAUGUAUUUUUUGUAAAGUUUACCGCAGAACUGGUUUCUUUUUUGAUGCAUUUAUCCAAUGAACCUCUUGUAUAAAAGAACCAAUGUACAUAAAGUUUCUUUAUAAAACACAAAAAGGAACAAAAACAUGUUUUCUUUUAGCCAAAUUCUGAUUAAUGUUAGUAUUAAGUUGAAGUCAUAGUACUGGCCAAUAAUUGCAGCCCCCCCCCUUUUCAAUUCACGAGUGUUUGCCCCUUCUUUGA
Molecule: messenger RNA, 2843 nt
Organism: Cheilinus undulatus (humphead wrasse)
Lineage: Eukaryota; Metazoa; Chordata; Actinopteri; Labriformes; Labridae
Product: transcription factor 7-like 1-A
Exons: 12
Coding region: 704-2440 (578 amino acids)
Biological process (GO): generation of neurons; canonical Wnt signaling pathway; regulation of transcription by RNA polymerase II
Cellular component (GO): beta-catenin-TCF complex
Molecular function (GO): DNA-binding transcription factor activity, RNA polymerase II-specific; RNA polymerase II cis-regulatory region sequence-specific DNA binding
Source: RefSeq, a predicted model, not a curated record